GGUGACUGUGAAAACCCGGGAUUCAAGGCUUUGCCAAACACUAUUUCAAAUGUUUGACGAGACAAAUUUGGCCAACAUUUCUUAUUCAAACGAGGCAAACAAUGCCGUUGUUAGACAAUGGCUUCGACGGUGUGGCCCAUUUAUUUGUCUAACUAACAAAGACUUCAUACAUGUCCAGGUUUCACUGUCUGACAGCUGUCUGACAGAGCUCUGACAAGAAUGAGGACUCGAAUCAGAAUUGUGGUUCAGUCCCCAAGUCCAAUUGCUAUUUAUUUUGGCGUUAGGCUUGGUUGGUACGUAUCGGUAGCUUUCGGAGGCUAUUUGUUCUCAAGAGAAUCAAUAGGUUUCUAGAUCGAGGGUCCACGGGAGAUACCGUACUGUACCGUGAGAGCGUAGAUUGAAUUGCAGUCUUCGUGUAAUCGAUAUUGCUGCACAGAGCCAGCUGCCAGCCUUGAGGAAGCAAAAACAGCUACCGUACAGAUAGAUUUUGAAGACUAGCUACAAGCUAGCUACCAUUUGGUACACGAGGACCACUGCCAUCAUCCCUUCACCAUGGUGGCUUUGCCAAGCGACCUGCACUCUUCAAUCCAACAGUCAAACUGUCAGCCUAACCCCAUCUCUAAACUUUUACCCCGUAUCUUUUUCCUUUCGAACCGUUUGGAUCCACCCACACUCCUUGCCUUCCAUCUUCCACUUCGUCUUUCAUCACCCACCACUCUCUGGCUAAAGUAUUGCCUUCUACACUGUACUCUCCAUCCCAUUGUCUCCUUCUCUGAAGCGUUCCUCAAAGAUGCUGCGAAAGUUCAUCUCAUCAUCUUCGUCGUCGCAUGGACGGCUGUCGACAAGCUUGUGUCGAACCCAGCUUCUUCCGAAAAGAGUUGUCGCGGCCCACCACCAAAAAAUGAUGUCCACGGCAACCUCUGGGUUUGAAAAAGUAGGCGUCAUUGGAUUGGGUCUCAUGGGUCAUGGAAUCUGUCAAGUUGCUGCUGUCUCGGGGAUUCAUUCCAAAGGAAUCGUGGCGUAUGAGCCAGAACAGAAAUUCCUCGAUUCCGGCAAAGCCAGAAUUGAACAGUCACUGGCCAAAUUGGUGUCCAAAGGAAAGAUUGCCCAGGAAAAUGCUGACAGUGCUCUCCACAAUAUUACCUUUACCACGGACAUGCAUGAGCUUGCGGAUACUGACAUGAUUGUGGAGGCCGUGAUUGAGAAGAUGGAUCUGAAGAAGGAAAUCUAUACAAGCCUUGGAAAAGUUUGUGAGGAAAAGACCAUUUUUGCCUCCAAUACUUCUGGCCUCUCCAUCACCGAAAUGGCACAAUUCUCAGGAAGAACUGAUAGAUUCUUGGGUGUCCACUUUUUCAAUCCAGUACAAUUGAUGAAGUUGGUAGAAGUCAUCAAGGCAGAAGAAACAGAUCAAGCUGUCUUUGACAAAUGCUAUGCGUGGGUUUCUGAAAUUGGAAAAGUACCAGUGUCUUGUGGUGACACACCUGGAUUUAUUGUCAACCGUCUGUUGGUGCCAAGCUUUAUUCAAUCCAUGCUCAUGGUGGACCGAGGUGAUGCCACAGUGAAAGAUAUUGACUUGUCGAUGCAACUGGGUGCGGGCCAUCCCAUGGGUCCUCUCCAUUUGGCAGAUUAUAUUGGAUUGGAUACAAUUCUCAGUGUGAUGAAAAGUUGGAAGGAGGGAUGGCCGGAGGAACCCGCCUUUGUGAUUCCACAAUGCAUCCAAGACAAGGUUGCUGCAGGGCAUUUUGGACGGAAAGCAGGAAAGGGUUUCUACCAUUGGGAUGGCGACAAACGUGGGGAUCCUCUGGAGUGAUCACGUUUAGUAGUGAGAUGCUUAAAAAACAAAUUCAGUAGUUAACGGAGGCUGCGUGCUUUCUGAGGCGACAAACGGUACGUGGCAAAGUUGUCCUUUUGGAACUGUGUGGCUGGCCAGCAGACCUCGAUAUCCUCAGGAUUUCCGCGGAGAAAGCAUUUGUAGGAUGAUUGCAUGCAUAGUCAGUAUGGCUAGCUAGCGAGAUUGAUCACGUUUUAGAAACUAGGCUAAGUCCGUAGAGACGUUGUUACACGUAG
Seminavis robusta is the source of this 2067-nucleotide messenger RNA. NCBI's taxonomy places the organism in Eukaryota, Bacillariophyta, Bacillariophyceae, Naviculales, Naviculaceae. The record is from the annotation of a GenBank genome assembly.